AUGUCAUUCGAUGACUUCAUGAAGCAUUACGAUAAAAUGGAAAUUUGCAAUUUGGGCCCUGAUGUUAUGGAAGAGGUGCGUCAAAUGACCGGUGUUGCGAUGGAGGAUGCUAAACAUUGGAAUGCACGUAGUCAUUUGGGUAUAUGGAGUGGUGAGACGGCUGGUGGCUGCAGGAAUUUCCUCAAUUCAUUCGCGAACAAUCCUCAGUUCGGUAUGGAACUCUCCGAACCAGACCCAGAUGAUGCCGAUGGUCUUUGUACAGUGAUCGUGGCCGUUCUGCAAAAGAACCGACGUGAGUUGAAACCGAAAGGACUUGACAAUCUGGCGAUUGGAUUCGCUGUUUACGAGGUGCUCAUUCAAUCAUGA
Anisakis simplex (herring worm) is the source of this 366-nucleotide messenger RNA. The record is from the annotation of a GenBank genome assembly. Lineage: Eukaryota; Metazoa; Nematoda; Chromadorea; Rhabditida; Anisakidae.